UGCACCUUUUGCCUUUGUCCUUUGCCUGCCUUUCGCCUUUGCAGCCUUUCUGCUCGCCCCGGGUCGGUCGCGGUCUAGUGUGGGAGCGACGCCGCCCCCACUUCCUCUUCUUCCUCUUCCACCCUCUUCGGAUUCGAUCCCCUUCUUCUCCCACUCCCUGCUCUGCUGCGGCUCCCCACCCCUGUCCGCCUAUCCGCAAUGCUGCCAUCUUCCAGAUCAAGAUCUGGGCCGAAUGAGUCCCCCAUCAGCAGCAGGGCCAGGCCGAGCACGCCGUCCUCCGGCCACCGCCCCUCCACGCCGUCCUCCGGCUACCGCCCCUCCACCCCCGGCUCCCGGAGGAGCACCGCAGCCACCGGCACGCCGUCCACGCCGCGCUCGCGCAACGGCAGCGGCGGCGGCCCAUUCAGGUCCGAGCCCAACUCGCCUCCGUCGGCAGCGGCGGCCCGGCCUCGCCUCUCGUUCGACCGGUCCCCGAGAUCCGCCGACAACAAGCCCGUCGUCGAGCGCCGGGUGCCCAAGAUCGGCACCCCUCCUCCUGAUAAGCAGCCAAGGAGGGAGGCCGAGCUGCAGGCGCGGCUCGAAUCCGCGCAGGAGGACCUCAAGAAGGCCAAGGAUCAGCUGUCCUUCAUCGUCGGGGAGAAGGACCGUCUUGUCGGCGACCUGAAUGAGGCUAAGAGGGUGGCUGAUGAGAUACACGAGAAGCUCCAGGAUGCGCUCAUGGCCAAGAGGUGGGCCGAGGAGGCCACGGAGAUCGAGAAGUUCAGGGCGGAUGAGCUCGAGCAGGCAGGCAUCGACGAGGCGCAGAAGCGCGAGGAGGAGUGGCAGAGGGAGGUCGAGUGCGUGCGUGGCCAGCAUGCCGCCGAUUUGGAGACGCUGGUCACCACCACGGAGGAGCUGGAGAGGUUCAGGCGUGAGCUUGGGAUGGCCAAUGAGGCCAAGAAGGCCGCGCUUGGCCACGCAGACGAUGCAAUGAGGAUCGCUGAGGCCAACGCGGAGAAGGUGGAGAUCCUCUCCGGCGAAGUCUCCCGCUUGAAACGGUUGCUUGAUUCGAGUGCAGCAAGUGAGGAGAGUAAAAAUCAUGAAACUGAGGCGCUUGUUAGGAAUUUGGAAUCUGAUAUUUCAGUUCUGAAAAGCAAACUAGAGGAGGCAAGUGUUCUUGAGAUUAGGUUGGCCGAGAUGGAAAAAUUGACCGAGGAGCUUAAAUCACAGUUGGCUGAUGCGAAGAAAACCGAGUCGGAAGUCCAUCAGCAGUUUGAAGAAUGGAAGCACAAGGCAGGAUCACUUGAAAUGGAAUUGGAGGAAGUUACUCUCUCGGAGAAGUUCAAAAGCGAAUCUCUUAUCUCCACGACAGAAGAAUUGGACAAGACCCACUCUAUUUUGCAAGAUAGAGAAUCAGAAAUCGAAGUGCUGAAAGGAAAGACCACGGCCUUGGAAAUUGAGGUGGCAAGGCUUUCAGCAGAUAUCAACGAAUCCAACGAGCACUUGUAUGCUUCUCAGCAAGAGUUGUUUGGACUGCAGACAACAAUAGAUGUUCUGAAAAACAAGCUUGAUUCUGCAGAAGAAGUGGCUUCAGAGGCUUUAAACAAUGAGAAGACCGCUAAUGCAAAUAUUGAAAUCCUGACUGAGGAGAGAAUCAAGCUAAUAAGCGAGUUGAAGGAUGCUAGGGACAGAGAAGAGAAAGAGAGAAGGGCAGUAGAAGAUCUCACUGCUGCGUUGAGUGAGGCUUCUGACAAAGCAAAUGAAGAACAUCAGAGAUUUCUGAACAAAGAAGAUGAUUACGAGCAUGCACUCGCCCAGAUUGGUGAUUUGAAGAUGGCCUUAAAUAGUACCAAAGAGAAUUAUGAGCUAAUGCUUGAUGAGGCAAACUACGAUAUCACUUCCUUGAGGAAAACCGUCGGAGUAUUGGAGGCUGAGGUGAUCAAGUACAGAGAAGAAUGCGAAGCAAAGGAGCUUGACAUUGUCGAGUCAAGUAAGCAGUCGGAGGAAGAAAUUGCCUCUCUUAAAGUAGAAGCUGACAAGGUAGUAGCUUCACUGCGAGAUGCAGAACAUGAGCUCCAAACUGUCAAUGAUGAGAAAGAAAGGCUUCAAGAGAGGCUAAGUUACACAGAAUCAGCAGUUUCUGAAGCUAACAGCGCUGUGCAGGAGGUAAAGGCUGAGAAAGAGGCUCUUCAGGAGCAGCUAAUGAACACUGAAUCAUUGGUUGCUGAAGCCAAUAGGACUGUCCAGGAGGUAAGGGCUGAGAAAGAGGCUCUUCAAGAGCAGCUAAUGCACACUGAAUCAUCUGUUGCUGAAGUCAACAGGACUUUGGAGGAGGUAAAGGCUGAAAAAGAAGGUCUUCGACACAAACUGAUUGACACAGAAUCAGCGAUUGCUGAAGCCAACAAAGCUGUACAGGAAGCAACGUCCGAGAGUUUGCAGCUAAAGGAGAGGUUACUUGAUAAAGAGAACACAUUGCAGAGCAUAUCCCAGGAGAAUGAAGAAUUCAGAUUGCGAGAAGCUGACGCCAUGAAGAAGAUAGAUGAGUUGUCUGCUUUGCUUGCUGAAGCCAUGGUAAAGAAGCAUCCUGAGGAGGAAGAGAAGCUAGUGGUUGUCGAUGAGGCUCACCAUUCUGCGCGUGAAAAGUUUGCUGAUUUAUCUGCGGUAAUUGAAGAUUCAGAGUUAGAGAGUGAUAGAAAACCAAAGCUGGAACUCGACGCCGCCAAUGGGGAUUCCAAUGGGGACAUGACUCGAGAAGAGAAAGAUGACAGUAAGGCUGAACACGAGGAAGUGAAAGCUGACUUCUCCGCAGUACAGGAGAGCGACAAAGUUGUCGAGAAGCAGUCACAGACAGACAGGAAACAAGAAACCGAUUCCUCCAAAGAUGAACAAGACUCCAAGGAGGAUAGCAGCACCGAGCAUGCAAAUGGGACAGCAUCAGCAGAAGUCACCAGCAAAGUGGCAAUGUCUCCAACGACGAAACCGCAGCAGCAACAGAAGAAGAACAAGCCUCUUCUGAAGAAGUUUGGGAGCUUACUGAAAAAGAAAAACAGCAAGUAGCAGCAGGUGAACAGCAAUACAUUGUACUACUAUUGGUGUUUACUCUGAUUUUUUUUUUUUGGUUUGACAUCUAGUAGUGUGCUUAAUUUCAACGCGUAAUUUUUACGGUCAACACCUGUACUUGUGGUGAUUGCAGUACUUUGUGGGUGUAUCUUUUUUUUUAAGCCCUGUUCUUGCCCUAUGGCUGUGGUUAUUAUUAUCUACACGAUUUGUGGCCGUUUGUGUGUAACUGGAUGGAGUUCCUCCUGAUCAGAAUGGUUACUCAUUCCUGAAUGUAAACUGUGCAGCUCAUUCCGAGGAAUGACUACUAAUGUUACCAGUGA
Brachypodium distachyon (stiff brome) is the source of this 3359-nucleotide messenger RNA. Its product is annotated as WEB family protein At5g16730, chloroplastic. Gene Ontology annotation, biological process: reciprocal meiotic recombination. The record is from RefSeq and is a predicted model, not a curated record. Bases 199 to 3036 code for a protein of 945 amino acids. Lineage: Eukaryota; Viridiplantae; Streptophyta; Magnoliopsida; Poales; Poaceae. The transcript is spliced from 3 exons.